This is a messenger RNA of Dinoponera quadriceps, 1128 nucleotides long. RefSeq lists its product as uncharacterized. The transcript has 4 exons. NCBI's taxonomy places the organism in Eukaryota, Metazoa, Arthropoda, Insecta, Hymenoptera, Formicidae. The record is from RefSeq and is a predicted model, not a curated record. Bases 97 to 1044 code for a protein of 315 amino acids.
ACUUUUUGCACUUAUCAACCAAUUUUGAGACUCACGACUUCGUUAACUUAAAUUCAAUAUUGGUUGAUCUAAUUUUUUAGUAGCUCGUGUCGACAAAUGUGUUGGUUAGGAAUUAUAUUGAAUAUAUCCGAUAAUUGGAAAAAGUUAAUGGCUAAUGUGCCGAAACAGGAAAAUAUUCCCGAAUUCAGCAGUGAGCACAUUGAUAUGAUUGAACAAGCCGCAAAUCAACAUAACCGCAAUGCAGCAGAGAUAUUUUUGGAUGAAUGGAGUACUAUGGGAAGGAAAAGGCCAACAUUGGGAUUAUUGUUAGACCUUCUUGUAAAAGCUGAAUUAUUUAGAGCUGCUGACUAUGUAGCAUGUGAUAUAUUAAAACAAGAAAGACCAAAAAGACCAGAAUAUGGUCCAAUUGCUUCUGUUGAUAUAAGCGACGAAACUAUAAAUAAGAUAUUAGAGGAACAAAUACUUCCAAAAGAUACAUUUGAUGAUUCAUUGGUAUUAGAAUCUUCGUUGAAACUAGACGUUAAUAAAAUGUAUUUUGAUGACAAGACGUUUGAUGACUUAGAAGAAGCUGCCUAUAAAAAUUCACCAGAAGCUACCAAUGAUGCUUUAAAUUGCGAGAAAUCUAUGAAUACUGCCAGUGGAAUUGUGUCAGACUUAAUGAAAUUCAGUAUAACAGAUUCCUUUAAAGCAACAGAUCAAAGUGUGGUUCGUACUGUGGUUUCAGUAGCUGAAGAACAGUUGCCUGUUCCUAUAAUUAUCAGUGGUCCAGAAAGUCCACCAAGUAAAAGAGCACAAUAUUGCCAGGAAGUAACAUCUCAAGAAUUGCCUGUGUUUCUUAACAGUCCUGCACAAUCUACAGUGCCUGACGAGGAAGUGUUUUCUGAACAUCUGCCAGUAUUUCUCAACAAUUCUGUGCAAUCAACGGCACUUAAUGAGGAAGAAUCUUCUGAAUAUUUGCCAGUAUUCCUUAACAAUUCUGUGAGAUCUACAUUUUCCUGCAAUGAAGAAAUGCCUUCUGACAUUCCACUUUGCUUAAAACCAUGAUAAUGGUUUCAUUGUUAUUUAAUCUUAUAAUAAUUUAUAGCGCUAAUAUAGGAAAUAAAAAAAAAAAACAAUUUAUAAAUAACG